AUGGCAAACUUCGAUCAUGAUCUCAUCAAAGAUGUAGAUGAUUCUAAAGAUACCUGGUGUGUUGUUGCGAGAGUGCUGAGAAAAUGGAUUAUGGCUAAAAAGACACCGCCUUUUGAUAUUUUUAAAGUAGGGAUGAUUUUAGUUGAUGAACAGGGGUAUAGAGUUGAAGCUUUUAUGUCCCAGAAAGCACAAUUACAGAGAUACAUGGAUGAAAUAACAGAGGGUGAAGUAUAUCAGUUUGAGAACUUUGUAGCUGUGCCCAACAAUGAUGCUUUCAAACUUUGUCAUCACACUUGGAAGAUUCGUUUCCACUCCAUGACGUUUUUCCAAAAGCAUGACUUAGCAGUCCCUUUAAAUGCAUUUAACUUUGUUCCAAUAAAGGAUAUUGCUGACUAUAAUGCUACAAAUUAUGAAUUGAUUGAUGUCAUUGGGUUCCUUCAAGCAUUUGGAAACUUGGUUGACCACAAAAAAGACUCACAGACCAUAAAGACACUGAAUUUCACCAUCGCUGAUCAUAACCAAAUCCCCAUUAACGUGGCUCUUUUCGGAGAUGUGGCAAUCAAUGCAUUUGAAGCUAGGACUGAUGAUUUGGAAGUUCCUACUGUAGUUGUCAUCCGAUUUGCAAGGAUAUCAACAACUAAAGGUUACGGACAUAUAACUAAUGCUUUCCAUGCUACAAGAGUUUUGUUCAAUCCAGACCUCCCUGAAGUCAGAGAAUUAAUUGCCAGACUCGGUGAGACACCUGGAGCAAGUCAGAACUUCUCACAAGUUUCAUCUACCGUAAUGCUUGAUGCUACCAGUAACUCACUCCUGACUUUCCCAACCAGAAUUCCCCUUUCUGAAAUUUCCAAACUCACAAAGGAAAGUCAAAUUGUCACCAAGGUCACCAUCCAGAAAGUUGAGAGUGAGUAUGGUUGGACCUAUGAUGGAUGUCCAUGCGAUAAAAAACCAGUGCAUGUUGAUGAUAAAUUGAUGAAGUGUACUUCUUGUAAUCAAGAAGUGCUUAAGACUGAACCCAAGUUCAAAGUCCAUUACAAAGUAUUUGAUUCCACUGGACAAUGUUCGAUGCUUUUCUUCAACCGGCAUGCAUCUGCUCUAUUAGAAUGUUCAGCUUCUGAACUUAAGAAGAAGGUGGGGUCGUCUCGAUCUUUUCCAAAAGAGUUAGAUCGACCUGUUGGAAAGGAAAUUGUCGUAAUGGUCAAGGUUAAGGAAAACAACAUAAAAUAUCCUGCCAGUAGUAUGGGAGUGUCACAGUUCUCUGUGAAAAAGGAUAUUUUGGAUCAGUUCACAUACUCUAAUGUCAGCGCUGAUGCCAACGCUAAUGUCAAGAAUUCACCAAUCGAGUCAUCUUCCUCAUACUCAUCUCCCAAGAUGCUUGGCACUCACAACAUUGCGGAUGAUGAUGAUGAUCUUACAAUAUCUCAGAUAAUCACACCUGUGGAGACCUUGUCAAAGAAAAAGAGGAACGGGAAAAAUGAAUCAGAACAACUUGAUGAUAUAGGCCUCUCCGAAGGGUCCCCUCCAAGCUUCAGCAGCACCAAACCGGCAAAGAAGAUCAAGAAGGAGAAAUGA
Neltuma alba is the source of this 1572-nucleotide messenger RNA. Its product is annotated as replication protein A 70 kDa DNA-binding subunit D-like. The record is from RefSeq and is a predicted model, not a curated record. Lineage: Eukaryota; Viridiplantae; Streptophyta; Magnoliopsida; Fabales; Fabaceae. The transcript has 10 exons. The coding region runs from base 1 to 1572 and encodes 523 amino acids.